Messenger RNA from Penaeus indicus, 604 nucleotides. Its product is annotated as U6 snRNA-associated Sm-like protein LSm6. NCBI's taxonomy places the organism in Eukaryota, Metazoa, Arthropoda, Malacostraca, Decapoda, Penaeidae. The transcript is spliced from 3 exons. The record is from RefSeq and is a predicted model, not a curated record. Gene Ontology annotation, molecular function: RNA binding. Gene Ontology annotation, cellular component: U6 snRNP; sno(s)RNA-containing ribonucleoprotein complex; nucleolus. Gene Ontology annotation, biological process: maturation of SSU-rRNA; mRNA splicing, via spliceosome. The coding region runs from base 102 to 341 and encodes 79 amino acids.
GGAGUCGUCUUAUGCGAACGCCUCCCGCAGACGCUCCAAAUACGCGAACGCUUAGAAACGUUUAUUGUGUCUCUUCCCGGUGAGUUUGGAUAGAAUUCAUCAUGAGUCGUCGUCAGACCCCCAACGAGUUUUUGCAACAGAUCAUUGGACGACCUGUUGUAGUCAAGCUGAACUCAGGUGUUGAUUAUCGAGGUGUCCUUGCAUGUUUGGAUGGUUACAUGAAUAUUGCUCUUGAACAAAGUGAAGAAUACCUGAAUGGGCAACUCAAGAAUAAGUAUGGAGAUGCCUUCAUCAGAGGAAACAAUGUUCUCUACAUAUCCACCCAAAAAAGAAGAGUGUGAACUUUAUAUAUGAUAUUAAUUUGGAUUCUUUGGUCAGUGAUGUCAUUGACCUGGAAAGAUUGAUCAUAAUUUUGCUGAAUUUGCAUUUUGAGUAUCAAGUUUAUUAUCACACUGGAGGAUAUUAGUGUUUACAAUGGAUGAUAUGCCUUUCUGUUUGUUCAAAACCUUCUUAAGUUAAGCUAUGUAAUAUAUUAAGAUAAUAUAAAACACAAAUGCUGAUUUUUACAAUGUAAAAUGAUUUGAUAAAUGGCUUUCAUAUAAAA